AGGGGACUCAUGCACAAUCAUUAAUCAACCCCAAGCCUAAUUCUCAAUAGUCUCCAAUCUUCUUGCAUUUAGUUUUUAAGGAGUGAAGUGUAGUUUGUCUCUCUUUGGAAAGUCAGUAACCCAUUCCCUUGUCAUCUUUUCUCUUCCUAACUGUAAUAGGUUGCACUUAACUUUCAUGAAAGGAAGUACAGGAAUAUCUGCAGGAAGCCAGCCACUGGACCUAAUGAAGGAUGCCUGUGUGGAAACAUUUUGAUGUGUCAGUGUCCUUAUUCUACAGUGUGUGCCAUUCUUUUGCAGUCUCAGAGAGAAUAGUAUGAAAGAAAAUAUUUUGUGAAAUAAGAAGCCCCUUUUACACACUUAACAACCAACAUGUAUUAAGAUGGACAUCUAUUCGACAGAAUAUGAAGUUCUAUGGUCUCAAAGAAGCAAGCACCCAUUGAAAACUGAUCCUAAAUAAAAACAGACUUGAAUGGACAUUCAGAAUGUUUGUUGGUCUUAGAAGAGUAAAAAAAUGGCAGUUUGUUCAUUUAUUUGCCACUUGUUUUAUCCUAAGCCUCAUGUUUUUUUGGAAACCAAUUGAUAAUAACAUUGUGAGCCAUAUGAAGUCCUACUCCUACAGAUACCUCAUCAACAGCUAUAACUUUGUGAAUGACAGCCUGUCUCUUAAGCGCAGCACAGAAGGGGCUACUCGCCACCAGUACUUGAUUAACCACGAGGAGAAGUGUCAAGCACAAGAUGUCCUCCUUUUACUGUUUGUAAAGACUGCUCCUGAAAACUAUGCUCGACGAUCUGCAAUUAGAAAAACGUGGGGCAAUGAGGAGUAUGUUCGGUCUCAGCUUAAUGCCAACAUCAAAACUCUGUUUGCCUUAGGAACACCUUCUAGUUCACUGAGGAAAGAGGAACUGCAAAGAAAACUGGUUUGGGAAGAUCAAAUGUACAAUGACAUAAUUCAGCAAGACUUUGCUGAUUCUUUCUAUAAUCUUACUCUUAAAUUACUUUUGCAGUUCAGUUGGGCAAACAGCUUUUGUCCACAUGCCAAAUUCCUUAUGACUGCUGAUGAUGACAUAUUUAUUCACAUGCCAAAUCUUAUUGAAUACCUUCAAAGUUUAGAACAAAUUGGUGUUCAAGACUUUUGGAUUGGUCGUGUUCAUCGUGGUGCCCCUCCCAUUAGAGACAAACACAGCAAAUACUAUGUGUCCUAUGAAAUGUACCAGUGGCCGGCUUACCCUGACUAUACUGCUGGAGCUGCCUAUGUGAUCUCUAGUGAUGUAGCUGCCAAAGUCUAUGAGGCAUCACAGACACUGAACACUAGUCUGUACAUAGACGAUGUGUUCAUGGGCAUCUGUGCCAAUAAAAUGGGAAUAGUACCACAAGACCACAUGUUUUUCUCUGGGGAAGGUAAAACUCCUUACCAUCCCUGCAUCUAUGAUAAAAUGAUGACAUCUCAUGGGCAUGUAGAAGACCUGCAGGACCUUUGGAAGGAUGCCACAGAUCCUAAAGUAAAAACAGUUUCAGAAGGCUUUUUUGGUCAAAUCUACUGUGGGAUGGUUAAGAUAGUUCUCCUUUGCAAACUGACCUAUGUGGACACAUAUCCUUGUAGGGCUGCCUUUGCCUAAUAAUACUUGAAUGUUGUAUGUUUUCACUGUCACUGAGCCAAACCUGGAUGGAAAAACCUUUAAGCAUUUGUCUGUACCCUAAGUAGAAAGACUAGGAGACAACAAAGAAAUAUUUUGAAAUCCCAGCCUACCAGAAUGUUCCUUUGAUUCUAGAAUCUACUCAAUGUAAUUUACCUACUUCAUUGCCUGAAUUUAUAUUUAGAAAAGGUUUAUGAAAACAAAACUAAAGGGACAUGCUCUCACUUAAUGCCACCUGUAUAUUUGAGGUGUAGAGAAGUUAUUAAGGUACCUUGGUUAGAAUAACUGCUUUGGAAAAUACCAAGUAAGUAUAUAGUACAGUAUUUCAAAGAAAUGAAUAUAUUGUUAGACCAGGUGUACAAGCUAAUUUUUAUUUAAUAGCACUUGGUAGAGAUCAUGGGGCCAGGGAAGGAUUGGCAUGGAACAAAGUACAUGAAUCUGGUAAAAGCAAGUCUCCAGCUUCUUUAGAAACAGCCAAAUCACUUGUGACAUCCAUGUAGCUCUUUUACCUAGAUAGUUGGAAUCACUUAAAAAUAUAUUUAUGUCUUUUUUUCGCAGUUUAAUGUGAAAUUUGAGAAGUCAUUAGCUCUGCCCUAACUGGUAAUUUAUAUGGGAUUUUUUGAUUAUUAGAAAUGACACAAGCCACAGGCAGUUUAUGAUCCAUAGGGUCCUUCUCUAGGGAGAAAUCAUUAAUUCAAGCAAGCUGAUUUCAGUUUAGUGACUUUUUCAACUGAUGUUUAUAUACUCAAUAUCAGUCUGUGUUUAAGGCAGUUACUUGAAUGUAAUUUGCAUAGAAGAAUAUAAUAAUGGAGAAGACUUAAAAAUAGAAGAGAUCAAAAUUCUCUCUUCUCCAUAAUUUACAAAAUAAAAUUCUUAGUGUCUAAUAUUAAUGAUUACUAAAAUUAGCCCACCCCUCUCCAACAAGGUCUCAUGAACCACAGUACUUUGUUCCACAUUCAGAUUUUAAAAUUGAGAGUAUUAAACAUCAAAUCAAAGCUAUAAUAGCUUAAAAAAUAUUUUCUUUUAUCAAUAACUCUCAGAGGGAUCUUCAACUUCUAAAUAUUUUAAAUUUGAAAGCAGAAUGAAAAUGAUAGAGAAGUCACCAGAAUGAGGUUUAAAGUAUUUGUAAAGCUGUAUGUUCCUUGUAAUCAAAGUGAUGUGGGAUCUAAUAGAGUAAAUUUUAUUUUUACACAGCAGGAUGUGGCCAUGAUGCAAACAACCUCCCCUCACUACAGAAGAAUUAGGUGAUGUCUGCUUUUGGGGGAUUGAUUAUCUGAGGGGCAAAAUAGUGACUUAAGCAAAGGCCAUUAAACUGAUUAUAGAAUCUCUGAGGAGGUGCCUAUUAGGGAAAACUAGGAUGUCUUGUUUAAUUAGGUGAUACUUGAAACAUGCAAAACAAAACAGCUAAAAUAGAAUUCUCAGUAAACUGGAUGUUGAUAUACUUAAUAUUUUGCAGGUAGCUUUUUAAUGUUUACAGAAACUGUUAAUUUUUUUUCUAUUUCGAAAAUUGAGGCUUGUUUACAUUGAUUGCUCAGAUAAUUUAGAAUUUUUAACUAAUGUCAAAGCUGCAGUGUCAACCAUUCUAGCUUGUAGUGACUUUUAGAGUAGGUUCAGGUUUUCUAGAUUAUUACUAUCUAAAUUUUCUGACCAAUCUUAAAAACUAGAAAAUGAAGGCAUAUUUUGACAAAGAGCAGAUUUCUAAUUAAUUUUUAUCAGUUGAGUCUUUAAUAAUCGUUUGCCUUUUAGCUAUACAUACUCUGUGUAUCUAUACUUGUAACUGUUUAAAUUUGCCAUUGGUUGAAAACAUCAGUGUCUCUCUGGCCAUGGAAAUGAUCUUGUUUACAAUAAUACUUUUGUGACAUUAUUUAUUUGUGAAAGAACUCUCCUCAACUGUGUUCAUCUUUUUAUUUUUGCUUAGAGUAGAAUGGAACAGAUUUAAAUUUAAAGGAAAUAUGAAAGCACUUCCCUUUUUAAUAAGGAAAUUGCUAGAUGCCUCCUUCAUCAGACUUAAAGUACUGAGAAGAAUAUUUGUAAAUAAAAGUAUUCCAACCUUUUAAAAAGGAAGGAAAAACUUUGUGGUGCUCUAGUGCAAGGCUGUCUUGAAAAUAGUCAACAAAGGGAAAAUAAAAUCAGCCUGGAUGGUCACUUGAGUAGAAGAUGGUUGUACAGUGUUAUUGCGAAAAACGUUUUACCUCUUGGUUGAUUUCCAUCUUUUUUCCAUAUUAUUAAUUUUAUACCAAAAUGUUAAAUAUUUAUAUUAUUUGAAUUUUGCUCUUAUAUGGCAAAACAAUUAGUGGGUUUUUAAAAAUAAAUCUAUGAUUUCCAAUAAACAACUUGAAAUUGUCAGCAUAUUUUACAAAGGUUUUUAAAACUCCGUGGUUUACAUUUGUUUAUAUAAUCAACCUGUACUCUUUAAUGUCAGAGAGGCCUGUAGUACACAGCCUUAAUCCUACUGCUGUUCAGACUUGUUGCUGAGCCCAGGAUUGAGGAUUAUUGUCCUUUGCAUUAUGGAGCCACUUACAACACCUCUUUUGUUUGCUAAAUGAUUUACGCUGGUAUGAAGUAGGGGAAUUCUCUCUUAGACUCUUCAGGAAGGGAUGAAACAAAAGCCUAUAGGCAUAGUGUCAUAUUUUCCUUUUAUUUGAUAAUUAGCUGCCUAAAAGUAGAUUCAAACUUAGUCCUAGUCUCUUAAUGUCAGGGAUGUUCUUAGGCGUGCUUUGGAGUGCUCAGUUGUAUUUGUACAUAGUGUGUUCUCGCCUGCCUUUCACCUGAUUCCUGCUUAAUUCUUAGCCUGGUUUAUGGUGCGAUUCAAUCCAAAUGUUUUUAAAAUUUGGAAGCGUCUGAAUUAUUUGGUUGUAGUAGAACCAACCAAAUGAUACUUUUUUACUUGUGAGGCAUGGUUGGGAUAUUUGUAGUUGGGACUAAAGUGAUGAUUACUUGGAAGAAUUUACUUGACCUAUAUUUGGGACUUGAAUUCAACACCAUAGCUGCAGUGAGAGUGACACCAGAGAAUUCUUGAUAUGCGAGGCUAUUCAUUCUAUUAAUAAUGAGAAAUGUAAGGUGUCUUCCUGACUGUAAUUCCCUGCAACUCUCAUUCUCCAAUGAGACAAGCCUCAGGUACAGCUUUCAUUAUGAUAUUGCUUCACUCCAGACCAUAAAGGCUUUUUACUGCCUCCAGCAUCAAAUCUGAUCUCUUCUACCUGGUUCAAGGCCUUAUGUAAUUUUCCUUUAUUUCUUCAUUCUCUGUAGCCUUAUAUUUCCCACUGCUACUAUAUCAUCCAUCACUCUUGACCAUACCUGGCAACUUGUAAAUUCGUUACCCUUUCCAGAUACAAUGUUUCUUCUGUACCUACCUGCAAUCCAACCCUAACUGUGCUCUUCAGUUAAAUAUCUUCUCCUGCCCUCCCCCAAAACAUAUACUUAAUCAUAUAUAUUUUUGUGCUACUUACUGUUAACAUGUGUUUCUAAGUACAAGUUCUGAAGGUAGGAACUGUGCAUGGUGCUACCACAUUAGUUUAUUAUAUUUGAAAAAAAAUGAUUUAAUAAUGUUAUUCUUGGAAACCAUCCAAAUAUGAAUAAAGAGUAAUUAUUCAGAGCCCUUAAUGGACACUAUCUGGUAUAACAUUUUACCUAUACUACUUAAAAGUUUAUAAUUUAUUCAACAAAAUCGGAAUGCUUACUAUAUGCCAUGCAUAUUGUACCUAUCAGCUCUAGCCCCAACAGAUUUGUAUUAGUCAUUCAUAAAAACUCAAAUACAGAAAUUCAAACAUGAGUAAGGAAAUACAGAUUAAACUGUUGCAGCAAAGGCUAGUGAUCUUCAGGUAUUUAUUCAAAGCUGGCAGUAGAACAAAAACUAGUCUUACAACUUCUAUUUUGUACUUACUCCAUUAGCCAAUUUUGCCAUCUCUCAAAGUUCUUUUGCAAGAAUCACAAAGAUAUUUGUUUUUAUUAAAUGCUGUAACUUUUUUUCUUUGUAUUUUUCAUAAGUAUGAUUUAAUGGUGUACUGUAAAUUAAUAUAAUUCAUCAACUAAUUUGAAGGACCCAUUUAGCUAAGAUUUUUAUUAUAAAGGGAAAAUCACAAUUACAAAAAUAGGUAUGGGUCAUAGUAACAGAAAAGUCCCUGAAGAUACACUGUCACUUAAGGAAAACAACAGAACACAUCGCCAAACAGUGCUUUUCAGAGACAACCCGAUUAAACACACUUUCAGACAUGCUGAGUUGGGCCAUUCACUAUAACUCAAAGAUAUAUUUCAGUCAGUAAGAGCCCACAUGUUUCCUUGAGCAAAUAUUAAAGUAUAAUAAUAUAAAGUAGUCUAAUUAAGCCAAUAUGGCUUCAAGAACCAAUGGGCAAGUUCUUAAAAGAUUUUUGUUCAUCCAUCCUAUAGGCCCUCUUUGUGGAGGCUUAACUAAAAGCUAAACAUUAUGAAAGUUCCCAGGGAUAAAAGCUGCCCUUAGGUCAGUAAGUCAAAUGGUGUGGAUAUAAACAAUGUGACCUGUGCCUUAAUGAUGGGGAUUCUGAGUAUAAAGAUGUUAGUUUUUAAUGAAUUUCCCACAUGUGUUUGGUUUUUGCUGCCCUAAUUUAGGCUUUCUGAACUGCAGAGAAUUCCCCUGUAUACAAACACCUUCCUGUAGGCCAAAAAUAGCAUUAAAUUUGUAUAAACUGUGUUUUGGGGGGAACCUAUUGCCUGUGAAUGUACCACAUUGCCUUUAAAUGCUUUUAAACCAAUAAUUCAAUAUUAACAUUAGUUUACAUUUUCUAUUUUCUUCAUAAUACAUUUUUUUAAACAUUGAGUCUCCUUGGGAACUUGGUUACAAGACGUUUUCAGCUCUUGCUUUUUACAUUUAUAAGGUUCAUGAGUUUUGUUCUCAGUUAUAUAGAUGAAGGUUAGUAUAUAGAAUAAAUAGGUGAGUUUAGCUGGGAAAGGUUAAGUGAUGAGAUUUAAAAGAGAGGAUCCCCUUCCCUCCUCUCCCACCCCCCAGAGGUUAAAAUGACUUCUACAGAGGGAUCUGUGAUCUUACCUGCGGGAGGAAAGAUUUUCAGGACUGUCAAGCUGCUUCAGCUCAGGGGUCUCCCCAUUGUGGUGGCUUUCAAGUAUUUCUUCAUUCUGAAAAUUAAAGAAAUUUUGGGUCUUCUUCUUUUGGGGGAGGUGGACUCUUACUCUAUAUUUUUCUUUCCCCUAAUUUCUUUGUGUUUGUUUUAAAUUUUUUAGAUGAGCAUCAUCCAGUUUCUCAUCUUUUUCUUUCUUGGGUUUCCCCCAACCACUCUGUGGAUCUGUUACAGUUUGCCCUUCAAGCAUCCUUCAGGAACAUCACAAACUCAUUCCCAAAAGCAGGUGUUCUUUUUCCUUAAUAAUGAAGGGAUAUUAACAUUGUACUUCUUCCCCUUUCCUGUUGAUUAACAAAAAAAGAGUAUGAGGUAACAAGGGGCAGUAAAGAGGUCAUUUGACACAACAGCUCCUUGUGUGUGUGUGUGUGUGUGUGUGUGUGUGUGUAAGGAAUCAAGGUCAGGAGAAGUUGCAACCUGUGAAGGCCAGAAAAAGAGCUGGAGGCAGAGAUAAGCCCCAUGUCCACUUUCACAGGCUGGUAAUCACAAGUCUAUUCUAUCACACUGCUUCCAGAAAGAGCUGAUUCUGUAGGCCGGGUGAGAGGUGCAGGCUGAAAACCAGCUUGUGGUUGGAAGCCCUGCUCUACCACUUGCCAGCUCUGAGACCUUGGGCAAGCUCACUGAACCUCCCUGCCUCCACUUAGAACAUAGACCCCAUGGCACUAUCCACCACAUAGGGCUGGGUUUUUUUUUUCAGAGUAUGGUACUAUUAGGCAUUUAACUCUCAAAAAGAGGCAAGACUCCUACUCACUUUGCUUUAAAACAAAACUCAUUUUAACAAAGAAGCACAUCAUAUAACAUAUUGAUAGCAUUGUGAGUAUCUUAAAGGUAUUAAUUAAUAAUAUAUGGAUGAUUAAUUAGCUAGCAUUUGAGUUCUUGUUUGCCAGAUUCUGUAUAAAUGAGUUAACUUGACAUUCUCACAAAAGGGAGUAAAGACUUAGAAAGGACUUCUUGCAAAAGUAUUGUGCAGGGAAAUUUAAUGAAUGAUCAUGAAAAUUCCUUGUAAAUUAGAGCUGGAAGUUGAAGGAUGAGCUUUCCUCAGACUAAGGAAAAGAUGAGAAGUCUCCUUGGAAAAUAUGUGAGACUGACAAGCUACUCAGCUAGUUAUUGACAUUGCAAGAACAGAGUCCUCUCUGUGGAUUAAUAGAAAGCAGUCAAGGUAAGGUUUUGUUUUUUUAAAUUAUUAUUAUCCACAAUGCCAGCCACAGAGAGAGCAAUUCAAAACUGUUCAGUGAUUGAAGAAAAUCAAAUAUAUUUUAUCUUUUUUUUAGAUGUCUUCCCAAAUCUGGUAUCAUAUCCAGAAAGCAAACUAACAAAUCAAGGAGUAUUUGGGAUACAAGUUUUGCUAAUUCAGCUCUAAAAUACAAGGGUAAUCUUACAUUACAAGUUCAUAUUUUUUCUUUUAAAAUAGGUAAGAAUCUGCCUUUUUUAGUUCCUUCUAUUACAUAUGUUUGACCAGAGACUAGAAUAUAUUUUUCAUUUCAGUAAAUAUGCAUAAGUAAAUACCAGCUUCUGGAUUAACAGCCAUUUAGUUAUUUUCACCACACUGCCAUACCUCUUUCUUCACCUUUUCUAUAUAAUGUUGAACUAAUUACUACAGCAGUAAAUGUUGCACUGCAUGCACUGGGUAAACUUCAAUAUUUCUAGAAUCUCUCACCUGGCCUUAGUCCAUCUCCAUAUCAAUAGGUAAUUACAAGGAGGAGCAAGGGCAUAU
Molecule: messenger RNA, 8453 nt
Organism: Manis javanica (Malayan pangolin)
Lineage: Eukaryota; Metazoa; Chordata; Mammalia; Pholidota; Manidae
Source: RefSeq, a predicted model, not a curated record